AGCAUCAACCUUCCAUUCAACUCAGGCUGUCUCCUAAUUGGCUAGAUAUUUUGUUGAUUUGAUGACAUCACCCUAUUUUGUGGUUGCCGUAUAUGCCGAAGCGAAUGGUGGGCGCAUGUGUGUUAUACCAUGCAACUGACAGAACACUCGAUCAUUGCACCAGGGAGAAUGGACGGAGCAGUGGCUUGGAUUCUGAUGGCAUCAGCUAUGGCAGCUGUCUUUGUUGUUGUGGAGAGCGAGGCGAGGACGUGUUACUUCGGUCCCCCACCGGAGCCUGAUCCUGAUCAUCCGGAUGACUGGAUGAAGCAAGUCAUGCGAGAGGUACGGGCGCGUUGCCCAGGACCGGGAAGGAGGCAACCUACCCCAGCUGCGACAGCUGAGUGUUUCGAGCCUCUUGGCAUGGAGGACAGGACAAUCCCUGAUGAUCACAUCACGGCGUCCAGCGUUUUGGUGCACAUCGACUAUCCUGGCUGUUGCAAACCCGAGAAGGGACGGCUGAACAGUGGCGGUUUAUGGAAACCAUCGAGCUCCGCCGAUUCCUGGAUCGAGGUGAAUCUGGCGAAAAUUACUGUGGUGUCUGGUGUCAUCACCAAAAGCCGGCCUCCUUCCAUUGGAUGGGUGACAGAGUACAAAGUUGCCUAUAAGAAGGAACCUGCAUCUGAAUAUGAACACGUAACAGAUGCAAACGGAAACGUAAAGGUGUUCAUGGGAAACACUGAUCACGACACCCCGGUCACUAACAUGUUUGGUGAGAGUGUGGUGGCUACGGUAGUGCGCAUUGAGCCUUCUGAAUGGCAUGUCCAGGUUCGUCUGCAACUGGAGUUGCUUGGGUGUCGCCGUGAUUAA
Messenger RNA from Patiria miniata (bat star), 846 nucleotides. Its product is annotated as lactadherin-like. Lineage: Eukaryota; Metazoa; Echinodermata; Asteroidea; Valvatida; Asterinidae. Bases 130 to 846 code for a protein of 238 amino acids. The transcript is spliced from 5 exons. The record is from RefSeq and is a predicted model, not a curated record.